AUGGCUGUCGUCGCGCACGCAGGUCUGGCGACGGGCUCGACGGAAUACGAGGAGGUGCUCGGGUGCCUCGCGUCGCUGAUAACGCAGAAGGUGCGCACGGACACCGGCAACCGCGGCAACCAGUGGGAGCUCAUGGCCAAGUACGUGCAGAUACUUGAACUGGAGGAGUCCAUCGCGCAGUUGAAAGUGGUUCACGUUGCUGGGACCAAAGGAAAGGGUUCAACAUGCACAUUUGCUGAGUCAAUCCUUCGAUCAUGUGGUUUCCGCACUGGGCUCUUCACUUCACCGCAUUUGAUGGAUGUCCGCGAGCGAUUUCGGCUUGAUGGGCUGAGCAUUUCGGAAGAAAAGUUUAUUAGGUAUUUCUGGUGGUGCUGGAACAAACUGAAGGACAGGACUGGUGAUGAUGUACCAAUGCCAGCCUACUUUAGGUUCCUUGCACUGCUAGCAUUCAAGAUCUUUUCAGAUGAGCAGGUGGAUGUCGCGGUGCUUGAGGUUGGUUUGGGAGGGAAGUAUGAUGCAACGAAUGUGGUCAGAGCACCUGUCGUUUGUGGAGUAUCAUCCCUUGGGUAUGAUCAUAUGGAAAUUCUUGGAAACACACUUGGAGAAAUUGCUGGAGAGAAGGCUGGGAUUCUUAAGAAAGGAGUUUCAGCGUAUACAGUUCCACAGCCAGAAGAGGCAAUGUAUGUACUGAUGCAGCGAGCUUCUGAGUUGGGUGUUUCUCUUCAAGUAGUCCAGCCUUUGGACCCACAGAAAUUAGAGGAUCAACCUCUUGGACUCCAUGGUGAACACCAAUACAUGAAUGCAGGUUUUGCAGUUGCAUUGGCUAAUACCUGGCUUGAGAGGCAAGGCCAUUUGAACAGAAUACAUGUCAAACAUUCUGGCACCUUGCCAGAUCAGUUCAUCAAAGGGCUGUCAAGUGCUUGUCUGCAAGGUCGAGCACAGAUUGUUCCAGAUCCACAAGUGAACUCAGAAAACGAUAAGGAUCAUGAUUCUUCAUUGGUUUUCUAUUUGGAUGGGGCACAUAGUCCAGAAAGCAUGGAAAUGUGUGCAAGAUGGUUUGCCCACGUUACAAAUAAGGAUGGAAUGCAGUCAGGUUCUUUGGAGCAGCCUCAUACUGACAGGGAUUCUAGGAAGUUUCUCCUUUUCAAUUGCAUGACUGUAAGAGAUCCUCAGAGAUUGCUCCCACGUCUUCUAGAUACAUGUGCUCAAAAUGGGCUCCAGUUUGAGCAGGCCUUAUUUGUGCCAAACCAAUCACAGUACAACAAGCUUGGUUCCCUUGCAUCCCCACCUUCAGAGCGUGAACAAAUUGAUCUGUCAUGGCAGUUGUCACUCCAAAAGGUGUGGGAAAACCUGCCUCAUGGCAAUAAAGGUCUAAAUGAUGCAAACUCUAGCAGAACUAGCUCAGUUUUUGAAUCUCUUCCGUUGGCAAUUAAAUGGCUAAGGGAAACUGCUCAACAAAACCAAUCCAUUCAAUUUCAGCACUUAGACAUCCUAUCAUGUGCAUCUAGAGUGUUCGGUCCAUUAUUCCCUCAGUACAAGGUUAUUUCAUGGACUUGCAGAAUUGAGUGCCAGUGUAUCACAUUUUCUGCAGUAACCGUCACUGAUUCAUAUGUAUUUUUCGGCAGCAUUCCCCAUUGGAGAGUAGCUGUCGACAUCAGUGGUUGUCCUGGGUUUCCCUGA
Molecule: messenger RNA, 1680 nt
Organism: Miscanthus lutarioriparius
Lineage: Eukaryota; Viridiplantae; Streptophyta; Magnoliopsida; Poales; Poaceae
Source: the annotation of a GenBank genome assembly